Messenger RNA from Olea europaea var. sylvestris, 1084 nucleotides. RefSeq lists its product as uncharacterized. The record is from RefSeq and is a predicted model, not a curated record. Lineage: Eukaryota; Viridiplantae; Streptophyta; Magnoliopsida; Lamiales; Oleaceae. Bases 191 to 931 code for a protein of 246 amino acids. The transcript has a single exon.
CCCACAAAUGUCUCUCUCUCUCUCUCUCUCUCUCUCUCUAACUUAUCCCUGAAAGCACUCCUCACUCUAAAUUCCCCCAAUUUUCGUUACCCACGGAUUAAGAAAAAAGCGUUUCUUGAUCUGCAAAUAAUUUUAUACUUACAGGCAACAAUUUGACUCAAGAAACAUACACUGUUUAGAAUACACAAAAAUGUCAGGUGGGGUUGGUCCAUCAAUCGACAUAGGUCUCCCUAAAGAAAAAAUUCAAGAACCAGACAUCAACAAGAAAACCACCUCACAGUCAAAGCCCACAAAAAAUCCUCAAACUCGCCGAGGUUUCUUCACUUUCAGACAGCUUAAUGCACUCGCAGUAAUCAUCGUACUCUCUGCAAGUGGCAUGGUAAGCAUUGAGGACUUUGCUUUUGUAAUCUUCUCAAUAAUCUACAUGUAUUUCAUGUCAAAAACUGCAUUUCCGGCCACAUCCUCCCUUCCCCAUCCUCGAGUAUUCGGAGAAACUAACAAAAUCCUUAGUAUUUACGUGUUUUUCGCGGCCGUGAUCGGAUUAUUCCUUCCCAUAGUAUAUAUUUUUGAGGGUAUAUUUGAAGGAGACAAAGAGGGGAUCAAAGCAGCAGCACCCCAUGUAUUUCUUUUAUCUAGUCAAGUUUUCAUGGAAGGGGUUUCCUUUUCGGGAAACUUUUCAUUACCUAUUCGUGUUUUCGUCCCGGUUUUUUACAAUUCGAGAAGGAUUUUCACCAUUGUUGAAUGGUUGAGAAGUGAAAUUUCAAAGGUGGAAGCUGAAUAUGGUGGGAGCAGUCGAAGACUGUACAUUGGGAGAGCACUUGCCAUUGCAAAUAUGGCCUUUUGGUGUUUCAAUCUGUUUGGAUUCUUGUUGCCUGUCUUUCUCCCCAAGGCUUUCAAGAUAUAUUACUCUGACAAGAAGAAUAAGGACUGAGUUUAAUAUUUGAAUGUAUUUGAUUCUGUUCAUUUUCUUCUCCAGUUUGCUGUAAUCUACUUAAUGAUCAAAUGUUUGGUGAAUAUAGGAUGUAAGCUGUGUGUUUUAUUUUGUUUUCUCGACUAAAUCUAUAAUAAAUUAAGGUUUUUGACA